AUGCACAGAAUGGCCGUGCAGAUGAUGCCGUGGAGGCAUACGUCUGUUCGGCACGCAUUCCUGCAAACCGCUCGAGGACCUCUUCAUGGAACAAAGCUUCGUGGGUUUUCGUCAGCAUCGGUGAGCACCACGUCAGUGAUGGACUUGUAUCAGUCCCAGGUGGACCGCGGGGCUUGCCGUUACAAUGCUGCGCAGCUGCCCUGCCUGGAGCGCCUCGACAUGCUGCACCGGGAGCUUAGCGCGCCGAACCGCGCCCCACCCAGAGGCAUCUACAUCUAUGGCGAACCAGGGGCUGGCAAGACGAUGAUGAUGGACAUGUUCUACUCCCUGGCCAGCAAGCAGGGUGUGGCAAGCCACCGGGCACACUUCCAUGACUUCAUGCUGGACAUGAACAAAAGCCUGCAUCGGAUCCGGAAGGACGUCGGGAAGAUGGCAGAUCCCUUGGCUUUGGUGGCGCAGGAGUUCGUUUCCUCCACGCCUCUGCUGUGCUUCGAUGAGUGUCACGUCCUAAACGUGGGCGAUGCAUUGCUGAUGUGCUCCUUCUUCAAGCACCUCUUCAAGGCCGGCGGCACGGUCGUCGCCACGUCCAAUCUGGCCCCCGAAGAGCUCUACUCCUCGGGCAUCAACCGGGAGGUUUUUCAGCCUUUCAUUGACGCCAUGCUGGAUCACUGUGACCCCGUGCGUCUGGUGGUGGGCGAAGACUUCCGGGCAACCAAAUCGGCGCAACUCGCGGCCUCGGAUGGAGACCGUGCCUUCUUCUGGCCUCUGGGCCCUGAGACGGACCUGCGCCUCGUGGAGAGGUUGGAGAGCAUCCUUGGAAGUUGCCCGGGUCCGCGGCCCGAGUGCCUCCCUGUGCCUAUGGGGCGCACCUUGCAGUGCAGUCGAGUGUGGCGAGGGACAGAGGCGGCCGCCGCCGACUUCUCCUUCGAGGAGCUCUGUGUGGCGGCUGUAGGCACUCAUGAUUACAUUGCUCUCUGUGAAGCUUUUGAUGUCAUCGUGGUCCGGAGCGUGCCCCGCUUUGCUUCCACAGACGAGAACGCUGCACGACGAUUCGCUUCCUUGGUCGACGUGAUGUACGACCGGCAGAAGCGCCUACUUUGCACCAUCGACGCUCCCCCGGGUGAGCUCUUUGCAUCCAUCCGGGAGCAGUACAGUGGGGGUGCGGAGGACGAUCGCGGCGCUUCUGUUCGCAUGCCCUCGCAUGGUGGCUCCAGCGGUAAGCAUGUGGCCCAGUUCCGCCUGCCUCAGUCGGUGCGCUACACGGACAGCGGGGGCUACAGCGUCGUCAAGGGAAAUGAGGCCCCACCCAAGUCGCAGGGCGACGUGGACCAGGGUUGGGUGGAGUGGUCGGCAACGGGGCUGAAGGAUGCCUCGAUGUUCGACCUCACCUGCCACACCAAGAUGCAGCAGCACGACCGUCUCCUCCCCUUGCUCCGGUGCGAGUCCAGACUGGAGGAGAUGUCCUACAUCCAGCUUGGGGGCCUGUCGCAGUGA
Messenger RNA from Symbiodinium natans, 1494 nucleotides. The record is from the annotation of a GenBank genome assembly. NCBI's taxonomy places the organism in Eukaryota, Dinophyceae, Suessiales, Symbiodiniaceae.